Patiria miniata (bat star) is the source of this 5169-nucleotide messenger RNA. RefSeq names its product speckle-type POZ protein-like. The record is from RefSeq and is a predicted model, not a curated record. The transcript has 9 exons. Gene Ontology annotation, molecular function: ubiquitin protein ligase binding. NCBI's taxonomy places the organism in Eukaryota, Metazoa, Echinodermata, Asteroidea, Valvatida, Asterinidae. Bases 287 to 1378 code for a protein of 363 amino acids. Gene Ontology annotation, biological process: proteasome-mediated ubiquitin-dependent protein catabolic process; regulation of proteolysis. Gene Ontology annotation, cellular component: cytoplasm; nucleus.
ACCCGGAUGUACAGGAAUACAAAAGGACACCAAAUUCAGAAGUUGCGAAUUGAUUCAGGAGCAGUGGUGAAUUUUUCCUGUAAUUUCUACAAAGCUAAAUGAAAUUUGUCACCAAGAAAUACAUUUUUUGAUAAAGUAAUCUAUAGACAUCCUCCAGUGUUGCAUUGAGCAGUCAUAAGAUUGACUGGAGGUUUUUAUUUCUGGGUUUCUUUUCUGAGCGGCGCGUCGGAGUGACUGAGGUUUCAAGCUGGCGACGUCACGGGCCCCGAGUCCCCCUCCAGCUGAGAUGUCGUGUCCCGUGGCAGAGAAUUGGUGCUACACCCAGGUGAAGGUGGUCAAAUUCUCUUACAUGUGGACCAUCAACAACUUCAGCUUCUGCCGAGAGGAAAUGGGAGAGGUUUUGAAAAGCUCCACUUUCUCAUCUGGAGCCAACGACAAACUGAAAUGGUGUUUGAGAGUCAACCCCAAGGGCUUGGAUGAAGAAAGCAAGGACUACCUAUCCCUAUACCUCCUCCUGGUGUCUUGUAAUAAAGCUGAGGUGCGAGCAAAGUUCAAAUUCUCCAUCCUGAACGCGAAAAGAGAAGAGACAAAGGCAAUGGAAAGUCAAAGAGCCUACCGGUUUGUACAGGGCAAAGACUGGGGCUUCAAGAAGUUCAUCCGACGAGACUUUCUGAUGGAUGAAGCCAACGGUCUCCUCCCUGACGAUAAACUCACAUUAUUCUGUGAAGUGAGUGUGGUUGCAGAAACAGUCAACAUUUCCGGUCAGUCCAGUCAGGCCCAGUUGAAGGUCCCUGAAUGUCGCCUUGCUGACGACCUCAGUGCAUUAUGGGAAAGGACGUCGUUCAGUGACGUCACGUUAUCCGUCACAGGCAAGGAGUUCCAAGCACACAAAGCAAUACUAGCAGCCCGUUCACCUGUCUUCAACGCCAUGUUCGAGCACGAGAUGGAAGAGAAGAAACUAGGCCGGGUGGACAUCACCGACGUGGAAGCAGACGUGAUGAACGAGAUCCUUCGCUUCAUCUACACGGGCAAAGCACCCAACCUGGACAACAUGGCUGCUGAGUUAUUAGCAGCUGCAGAUAAGUAUGCCCUUGAAAGACUGAAGGUGAUGUGUGAAGAUGCCUUAUGUUCCAAUCUGGUCAUAGAAAACGUAGCAGAAGUCCUAGUUUUAGCAGACCUACAUAGCGCAGACCAGUUGAAAGCUGUUGCAAUUGACUUCAUUAACAGUAGCCACGCCCCCGAGGUCAUGGAAACCACGGGCUGGAAGACGAUGGUCCACAGUCACCCCAACCUUGUAGCCGAUGCCUUCCGUGCCCUUGCCACCUCCCAGAGUCCACCAUUCAUGGGACCGCCGCGCAAGAGAAUCAAGCAAAGCUGAGACCGCUGUCCUCUCAACGGUAGACGCCCCAAACUUGUUUCAAAGUAACCCUUGUAUAUUGUAAACUAUGUAAUGUAUGUAUACUGUGGUUAUAAUGAUAUUAAUAUUGCUAUAAUUGUUAUAAAUAUUACUUUUUAGUUUUCACAACUUUUUUCGUUUUGUUUUUUUGGUCAGUUAGACAUGGAUUGUAUAUAUUAUUAUAUAUAUGUCUGAAAGAUAAAAUGAAAUAUGUGCAGAGCUGAAAAUGGGAUCUGUUUGUUUGUCAGAUACCUUCUGUUUGUUUUGCUGGUUGGUCUGUUGGUCCGGAGAUAUUUGUUGGCCUGUGUUCAUGUACCUUCUGAAACCAAGUUGUCCUUGAUUAAUUGAACUGAAAAGGUCACCCAAUAACCGACACAACGAUCAAAUCAAUUGACCAAAUAAUCGUUGCUGGCCUAUCAUGGACACAGUAAGCUAGGUCUGUUUUUUUGUGUCCCUGCAUCCCAACAGAUCAACCUCUAACUGUCACGGUUCCGUAAUAACAAACAGCAUUUUGAGCUCUGCACUUUAUUUAUAGAACUUACCAAAGUUAAGCUGCAGAACUAGAGUAUAGAAUUUAAUGAACUCGGCACAGCAUUCUGUACAUAUUUAUUAUCUUGUUAUUAAUAUUCCUAUUUUUGAAUACUCGCAUUUCUGUGGAUUUAUUUUCAAUCCAUACUUGGUUUUUGUAACAGGACUGUUCCCGCUAUUGUGGGAAAAGAGUCCUUCAUUUUGUUAAUGCCAUAAUUUGUGUGUGUUUCUUGUGGUUGGUACAAGUUUGGAAAGUGAUUUCCCCCGGUACUGUUUGAAAGGGAAUCCCCUUCCUAUUUUUAGUGAGUGAAAUUCAAAAUUACGGUAUACAUUUGGUUUGCCUGCUUUCAAAUGGACACUGUGUGUGCCAACCGUCUUGUGAUGCGGUCGAAAGUCACCGUAUAAACUAUCGUUGCAUCAACAAGGAACAUUCGGUGACAAGGUCUCCUCGGAUGUAUUGGAACAGUAGAUGACAUUGUGUGAUUACUCAUGAGAUCUCCAGUUUGCAGGAUGCACAGAAUGUAGACAUUGAUUGGCUGGUGUAUGACACAUCGUGCGCAACAUUUCUCCAUCUGAACGUGCUCAAGUGUGUAGCAUCUUCACGUUGGCACCCGGCGCCUUUCAGCACCGAUAUUCAAUUGUUUGUCUUAUAUCUCUGCUUGUUUCUGUUUUUGGAGAACUUGCAUCCAGAGUCCAUUGUGAACUGUGUAUAGUCAAGUACCCACAAGGAGUCAAAGCAAUGUUUACCGUCUCAGACCCUCAAAGUCCAUGGGGGAAUUUCGAAGGAUGUUGCAGGAUUGAGGACAGUUGAUGUAGUGGAUGAUAUUAUAACCCUUAUGUUCCAGGGUUGUUCACCUACUGCACUGCUCGGUGCACGAGAAUCACAAAUUAUAAUGUUGAAUCUACUCUGUCUGUGCACCUGCCAUAACGGUGCACCUGCCAUAACGGGGCACCUACAGUAACAGGGCACCUACAGUAACAGACUUUAUUACAACUUGGGGCGUAAUGGCACAGCAUGGUCUUUUCCAUGUAGGGUUAUAAGUGGUAUUCAUUUAAGUUCAAGAAACUACUGACCAGACAAACUAACAAUUUUAAGUGUCCCGGUCCAUGGCGAAUUUGUUGACCGUCUCCCACAAUGCACUGCGAAAAAGGUAACUCUCCAAGGUAACCUCUUGUGGGGCACUGUUUUGGGAAUCGCCCGUAUUGGUCAUGAAAAAAAAAAUUAUGAAAAGUCACUUGCAAUUCGUCAGUCGCACCACGAAAUGACCUAUCGUGUGCACAAAGUCCGUAGACAAUACGUCACUUCGUGGUGCACCCGACGAAUUGCGUCAGUUCGUAGAAUUGUAUGCAAUUUUGCUUUCAAAAUAAUCAUUAACACAAGCUACUUGCACCAAAUGUAUCACUUUCCUUAAAGAUAUUUGAAUACCACAACACGAGGUCAGUGUACUUUAAGAUGUUUAAACACAAAGGGCGGGCAAUAUCAAUUUGACUUGUAAUUAUAAAUAUUGCAAUCAAGAUGAACUUUUAGAUUAUUUUGCUGUUAGAUUUUUUUUUCUUCAUUUUUUCCCCCACCAUUUCCUUGUAAUGUAAAGUUGUACAUUCACGCUGCCUGUAGAAACAAAUUUAUAGAGAUUGUACUAGUGGCUGUAUUUUUAUUACAAAACAGGGUUUUCCACGUCCAACUUUGGUGUUGUAAAAAAGGAUUUCAUUGCUUGUUUUGUAGGUACAUGUAUACAUGUACAUUUGGGUGCUAUACAUCAAAUAUUUGAUAUCUGCACAGUGACAUUUGAAUGGAUAAAAAUGAACGAACAUAAGUAGAUGUGGAGGCAUUCAAGUGGUGCUAUCCUAAUGAAAAGUGUGUCCAUCAACUUCAAAAACAGGUCAAAAAUGUUACUUUCCACAGUAAAUGUGGAUUUUAAAAACAAUUUAAAAAGUUUUUCGGGUGAAAUGGGUAACAGUGGAAUGUGUCUAUUGAUUGAGAUAUAAAAAAUAAACUUUCGAAUAAAUAAGACCAAUCAAAUUGGAAUACUUCAAAGAAAAUUCCGAAUUAACCAAUCAAAGAGUUCUCCAGUCAAACAUUGUAAAGCAGCAUUUGUGGAAGGUUAACCCAGUGUACUCAAAUUUGACCAAAUAACCUGGUUGCUCAUUGGAUAAGCAAAGAGGGUGGUUAGCCAGAAUAUUGCCAGAAUGUUCCGAGUGCCAAGCAGAUGAAUGUAUGAUACAUGUUUGAUCAACUAUGCUUAUCUACACAGUUUUGCUAAGCAAUAUGGUUAUCUUUACCAGGGUUUCAAAACAAUGUAUUUACCGGGACAUUGCUAGGUAGCCGUGGAUUUAUAUGUUACCUGGUAACUAUUCAUUUAGCUGCCAGCAGCAAAUAAUGACUAGCAUCUUACGUUAGGCCGGUCAGAAGGUUGCAGUUUGGACAACCACCUCCCAAAAAUAAUGCACUUAAAGUAUCACCCAGCAUGGAGCGCUAAAGUGUUGGAAGUAAGAGUCAUAAUGUGUUCUCUGAAAAUAACAUAAUCCCACAUCUGUGAAAGUGAUACAAGUAAUUGCAACCACACAUGUGCAUAUAUCCUUGACAAAACUGAUUACUUUAUUGUUAGAUUACUAGUGCACUGCAAUAAUAUAUGUAUUUUUUGUUACUGAACUUGGAUGGAUGUCCAAAAGACCUGUCUAACUACUCCCAAGCUCUGAUUAAUUUGAAAUCUUCACGCAACCUUUGGUACACCUUACCUCUGUUCACACUGAAAUUAAGUCAACAACCCCAAUUUAAUCACAGCCAUGGUUUAAAUGGUCACAAACAAUCGUCAGUGAAAAUAAAUGUACAAUUAUCACAAACAAGCUCUGUUGCAUAUUGGACAUAUAUGACACUUACUGCAUAUACAUGUACAACAGUUCUUCACAUUUCAUUCUUUGAAAAUUGUUAUCUUCUAAAUUUGUUAUCUUCAUUGGUUGACUUACAUUGUAAGUGGGCUAUUUGUCUCCCUAGAUUAACAUUUUCAGCAACAUGUGUUAACUGCUGGAUAGGUAAUCUUCUUGGUCUGUCAACGUUUUUGAAAUAUCUCAAAGUAAUUUCCUGUUUUGUGUGAAUAUGGCUUUAUCAAGACAGGUACACAAUUUCGAGUGGACACCAAAAUGCACUACACUUUGGAAGUUGUUUUUUUUUUUUGAAGGAGGGGAUAAGUGAAUGAAUGAGAUGGCAUAUUGACUGUGAAAUAAAGCAUUGCUUUCAAGAAAUGAGA